This is a messenger RNA of Ziziphus jujuba (common jujube), 783 nucleotides long. RefSeq names its product dirigent protein 21-like. Lineage: Eukaryota; Viridiplantae; Streptophyta; Magnoliopsida; Rosales; Rhamnaceae. Bases 16 to 618 code for a protein of 200 amino acids. The record is from RefSeq and is a predicted model, not a curated record. The transcript has a single exon.
UUUCUGUUUCCCAACAUGGCCAAGACUCUUCAAAACCUCACUCCAAUCUUCUUCUUCUUCUUCUUUUUCCCCUUGACCAUUGCCAAUGCACACGAUGAUCAUACUUUCGCCAAAACAUCAACCCCAGAAAACUUGGAAGUCAAGCCAGUAAAACUAACCCACCUCCAUUUCUACUUCCACGACAACAUCACAGGACGAAUUCCUACAUCCGUCAGAGUCGCCGGAGGACCAAAAGUUAAGAACAAACCCUUGACGGAUUUCAGUGCUGUGUUGAAUUUUGGUACUGUGGUGGUGAUGGACGAUCCGUUGACAGUGGGUCCUGAGCCGACCUCUAAACUGGUUGGAAGAGCACAAGGGAUAUAUAGCACAGCAUCACAAACCGAGGUUGCGUUUCUAAUGGUUCUGAACUACGUUUUCUUGGAAGGUAAAUAUAAUGGUAGCACGCUUAGCAUCUUGGGAAGGAACAGCAUAUUAUCGAAGGUGAGAGAGAUGCCAAUCGUUGGAGGAAGUGGGAUUUUCAGGUUCGCCAAAGGCUGUGCUCAAGCCAGGACUUACAGCUUUAACACCACUAAUGGUGAUGCUGUGGUGGAGUAUAAUGUCUAUGUCUACCAUUAUUAAUUUGUUCACUUUUGCUCUGUUUUCAUAAUAUAGUCAUAUAGACUAUAUAUAGUUUUGAGUAUAUAAUGAGUAAUUGCGUAUGCCUGUGAGUUGAAAGUUACUUUUGGGAUUUUUUAUGUUAUAUGUUUGUUUUGCUGGUGGGAGUACUACUAUUAUUUAUGUUUG